GUUAUUUUUUCAUAAAUAAUGUACAAUAUUUUCGGUACAUAUAUUUUAGAGCAGAUUUUAAUAUUGGUAGAAGUGAACCGAUCUAAAUCUGUCAUUUAUGUCACAAAUGGAUCAUGGCUGCUAAGAAUAUAGCCAGUUAUUUGUUUAUUGUUUUAAUUAUACAUCAAGCUACAGGAGAGGUUCAAAGACAACCAGAACUAAGGGAAGAUUCAGAAGAUGAUUAUGACCUAAUUAAUAUAAAUGAUCCUGGUGAACCUCCUCCUCCUGAUCUCAUUACUAAACAACAUAAUCCAAAUUCCUUACAAAAUACAAAUGUUAAACGUUAUAAGUGCCACUCUUGUGAACCACCAGAUUGUUCUAAACCCACCAUUUGCCAAAAUGCUGUUCAGUGCUGGAAGUCCCGUGUUAGGGAAAGUAAUGGAGAAGAAAGUAUUACAAGAGGGUGUACUAUCUUGCAAGAACAGCUUCCUCUUUAUUGUAGAGCUGGUUCGAUAACAGUCCAACACAAACGACACGCAAGUGGGCAAUUCAAAAUAGAUUGUUGUAUAGGAGAUUUUUGCAAUGACGGAGAGUUUCCUGAAUUACCUCCAGUGGUUGAAGAAAGUAAUCAAUACAAAGAAUCAAUAUUUUACGGACUGAAAAUAUUUGCGGCUAUUUUGGGACCUUUGGUCUUGUUUGGUACUAUUGGUAUUAUUAUUCUUUAUUUUAUGAGAAGAUAUUAUAGAAACAGAAUGUGUAAUGAAAAUAGAGAUGACCCAGACACAUAUUAUGCUACCGAUGAACUAUUGAGAGCUACAGCUGCUGGAGAUAGUACUUUAAGAGAAUAUUUAGAACAAUCCAUGACAUCUGGAAGUGGUUCAGGUUUACCACUCUUAAUACAAAGAACCUUGGCUAAACAGAUAUCAUUAGUGGAGUGUAUCGGUAAAGGGAGAUAUGGAGAAGUGUGGAAAGGAUUGUGGCAUGGAGAAAAUAUUGCUGUUAAAAUAUUUUUCUCAAGAGAUGAAGCGAGUUGGUCUAGAGAAACAGAAAUUUAUAGCACAAUACUACUUCGACAUGAGAACAUAUUAGGUUACAUAGGAUCUGAUAUGACAUCACGCAAUUCGUGUACUCAAUUAUGGCUCAUUACACACUAUCAUUCUUUAGGUAGUCUCUAUGAUUAUCUUAAUCAUACUUCUUUAUCUCAUCAGCAACUAAUGAGGCUGUGUCUAUCUGUAGCUAAUGGUCUUGUACAUUUACAUACUGAAAUAUUUGGAACACAGGGAAAACCAGCAAUAGCACAUAGAGACAUUAAAAGCAAAAAUAUAUUAGUGAAAAACAAUGGUACCUGUUGCCUAGCCGAUUUUGGGUUAGCUGUAACUCACUUCCAAUCCACCGAUGAAUUAGAUAUUGGAUCUAAUCCGAGAGUUGGAACAAAACGAUAUAUGAGUCCCGAGGUUCUUGACGAGACGAUACGAAUGGAUCAUUUCGAUUCGUUUAGGAGAGCAGAUGUUUAUGCUCUGGGAUUAGUGUUUUGGGAGAUGUGUAGGAGGACAAUCAGUAAUGGCAUUGCCGAAGAUUAUAAACCACCUUUUUAUGACGUUGUACCUAGUGAUCCAAGUUUUGAAGAUAUGAGAAAAGUUGUGUGUGUUGAUUGCCAACGUCCUAAUUUACCCAACAGAUGGGCCAGUGAUACGUUACUAGCUGGGAUGUCGAAACUUAUGAAAGAAUGUUGGCAUCAAAAUCCUAAUGUCAGACUUCCGGCACUUAGAAUAAAGAAGACAUUAUUGAAAUUAGCGAGCGCAGAUACAGUCAUCAAAAUGGAAGAUAUGGAAAUUUGUGUUUGAGUAAGGUAUUUUAACAAAGAGCAAUUUGUUGGUAAAAAACAUUUUUUAGAUUAGAAUACAAUUAUAGGAAUGAACUGAUAGAAGUUUUGUAAUGUUUAAGAUUUAUAUUUUUUCCCAUCAUAAUUUCAUGAACUGAAUAGUAAUAGUUAGAAUUAACGGUCUUAUUUAACAAUUUAAACUAUCUUUGAUUCUUUCCUAUAAUUGUUUGUUAGACCAGAGCAGAAGCCAUCAAAAAUAAUAAAAAGUGAAAAAAAUAUGGUAGGAUAAAACCUAUUAGGCAGAGAAUGUAAAAAGAA
Molecule: messenger RNA, 2119 nt
Organism: Diorhabda carinulata
Lineage: Eukaryota; Metazoa; Arthropoda; Insecta; Coleoptera; Chrysomelidae
Gene: sax
Product: activin receptor type-1
Exons: 7
Coding region: 114-1823 (569 amino acids)
Biological process (GO): cellular response to growth factor stimulus; dorsal/ventral pattern formation; BMP signaling pathway
Cellular component (GO): plasma membrane; BMP receptor complex
Molecular function (GO): metal ion binding; transforming growth factor beta receptor activity, type I; ATP binding
Source: RefSeq, a predicted model, not a curated record